AUGGACCCGACGAUGCGCGAGGUGCUGACAAACCGAUCUGGCCAUCUCAACGAGGUGGUGGGCGAGGCGCUGUGCAUCAUCUGCUUGGUCGCCCCUGCCGACAAGGUGUCGCGACGGUUGCUGAUGUUGGACUGGUCGCCCGCCACCCAGCGAUGUGCCCGCGGCCCGGACGGCGUCCUGCUCGGCUACCACCUGCUCGCACGACUCCCCAUCAACAUCGACCAGUGCCGCGAAUGCAAGGCGUACCGUGCAUUUGUGUGCACGCUGCCCACCGUCGCCUCUUCUACAUCUGGGCGGCCGGAUUGCCCUUCGGAGAAGAGCCAAUGGAAGAAUGGGAUGAAGCGGAAGAGGCUUCGGAGGAAGCACUGGAGCGGCUUCUGGACGGUACCGAUUGAUACCCCUCGACUACAUCUACAACAAAUGCUCAACUACAACAAGCCCGACUACAAUAAGCCACCACAAGUUCCC
Molecule: messenger RNA, 468 nt
Organism: Mesorhabditis spiculigera
Lineage: Eukaryota; Metazoa; Nematoda; Chromadorea; Rhabditida; Rhabditidae
Source: the annotation of a GenBank genome assembly